AUGGUGAAAGCACUCCUAGUUUUUCUAAACGGUCUGGUGGCCCUCAGUGUUGCAAAUGCCGCCCGGCGUGCCCCCUGGGGCAAAUUUCUCAAAGACCAAGAGACUUCUGGUGAUGUCGACUACGCUGUGGUUGUAAGUGUAACGCAGGCCGGGUUAUGUAGCGGCUCCAUUUUGAGCGAAACCUACGUCCUGACGGCAGCCCACUGCGUUCAGGACGCGCCCCCACGUCACAUCACCAUUCACUACGACAUGGGGGCCGACAUGGAGAACAGCAUCAGAGUAAAAAGCGUCAAGAUCCACCCCUACUACACCAAAGAACUACCCUUAAAAAACAACCUGGCAAUACUAGAGCUAGAGAACUCCAUUCCGCUCGGCAACGGCAUCGGAGCCGUCACCCUGCCGGAGCUGUACGAGCCCACUGCUGCCAACGCCACCGCCAUUUUGGCGGGCUUUGGCCAUAGCCACCAUUUCGGGAGGAUGGUGAAGAAGUUGCACGUCGGGAAGCUGAGAGUGUACCCUGACGAGGAGUGCGAAAAAAUUUAUGACAUUGUAGACAAGGAGUACCACAUUUGCGCUAGUGGACAAUACGGCACGAAGGCGACCUGCAAGGGUGACCAAGGGGCACCGUUGGCUGUGAAUGGGGUGCAGAUUGGCUUGGUUUCGUGGGGGCCGAGCGUUUGUGGAGAUCCGAAUGUUACGGGUGUGUUUUCUAAACUUUCGAGUAACGUGGCGUGGAUUAAAUACAUGAUAGGAAACAAGAAUGUGGAGCCUAGCUUUUAUGAUGACUGUGAUUGCGAAUGUGGCUGCCCCUAA
This is a messenger RNA of Zophobas morio, 813 nucleotides long. RefSeq names its product trypsin 3A1-like. Gene Ontology annotation, biological process: proteolysis. Lineage: Eukaryota; Metazoa; Arthropoda; Insecta; Coleoptera; Tenebrionidae. Gene Ontology annotation, molecular function: serine-type endopeptidase activity. The coding region runs from base 1 to 813 and encodes 270 amino acids. The record is from RefSeq and is a predicted model, not a curated record. The transcript is spliced from 6 exons.